AUGACUACAUAUGGAACAAUAUCAGAAGAUGCAGAGGUUUCAACAAAUUCAAAAUCGAUUUUUGUUUCACAGGCCAAAGAUCAGAUCCAAGCGGGUUUAGGCACAACAAGACCAUGGAAGGAAAUGAUCCAACUUUCUCAUCUCAAACUUCCAUCUUCCUUCUAUGGUUCAAUCCAAAGAAUCAACACAAAUGCUAAACAUUUUCGUUCAAACUACGUCAUUAUCAUAUUGCUUGUGCUUUUCCUAAGCUUAUUAGGACACCCCAUUUCACUUAUCAUAUUAGUUGUUAUGAUGAUUGCAUGGUUGUACUUAUAUUUCCUACGAAACACUCCUUUGGUAAUUUUAAGGUUUGAGAUCGAUGAGCGAUUGGUGGUUAUCUCUUUGUUGUUGAUCACCGUUGGUUUGCUUGUUCUGACCAAUGUAACUCACAAUGUGACAGUAGGUAUGUGUGUGGCUUUAGCGGUUGUGUUGGUGCAUGCUAUAACGAGAGAAACAGAGGAUCUGUUUACUAUGGAUGAAGAUGUAGGGAUUCUAAGAGUUGUUGGAGAGGUUGUCAAAGUCCCCCUUAGACAAGCUGGUUCCUCUUCUUUUACUUUGCCUUAG
This is a messenger RNA of Abrus precatorius (Indian licorice), 603 nucleotides long. RefSeq names its product PRA1 family protein F2-like. Gene Ontology annotation, biological process: vesicle-mediated transport. Gene Ontology annotation, cellular component: endoplasmic reticulum; Golgi apparatus. The record is from RefSeq and is a predicted model, not a curated record. The transcript has a single exon. Bases 1 to 603 code for a protein of 200 amino acids. NCBI's taxonomy places the organism in Eukaryota, Viridiplantae, Streptophyta, Magnoliopsida, Fabales, Fabaceae.